Molecule: messenger RNA, 7415 nt
Organism: Drosophila gunungcola (fruit fly)
Lineage: Eukaryota; Metazoa; Arthropoda; Insecta; Diptera; Drosophilidae
Product: protein qui-1
Exons: 19
Coding region: 660-5768 (1702 amino acids)
Molecular function (GO): protein binding
Source: RefSeq, a predicted model, not a curated record
UCAAAGCGUUUGGUGCUCGCAGCGGAAAAUCGGAAGCGGCAUCCAAGCAAUCAGCACACAAAAAAAAAACACACAACACACAUAGGAAAUAUAGGAAAGGAAAGCUGCUGGGUGAAACUUUGAAAACGGGCGCGAGCAAGUGAGCAGCGGCGGCGGCAGAAUCAGCAGCCGAAGUGAAGUAGCAAGCCAAGCGCAGGCCAAAGUGCAAAUGAAAAAGUGUGAAUAAAUUGUGAAUCAAUCAGUUGAGAUAAACAGUGAUGGAAUAAAGGAUACCGGACUUCGAAGGACAUUUGCCAGAAGCUGAAUCGAGAAGGAUAAACUUUCGGCCCGCUAUGCCCAGCAAUCGUGUGGGUCCGCCGACUGAGUGCGUGGAGUUCGAGGAGCCCGGUUGCAGAUAGAAAUUUAGAUUCAAAUUCAAAUUCAAUUCAGAUUCAGCGUCAGCGUCAGCUACAGCUACAGAUACAGAUACAAAUUUAUUUGGCGCCCGAGCUGAACAUGUGCCAAGGCUGCGGUCUGCUUGAAGCUGAUUCCGGAACAACCGCGACGAUGCUGUUUGAUUUCGGCCAACUUAAGUAAACAGGCAAGGCGAAGGAAGGCACACACACCACCCACUCAAUCGCAGGCAAAGCCGCGGAAAAACAAACCAAUAAACCAGGCAAAUGGCAGCGCCCGUCGACGAGAGUGUGCUGAAUGCACUGAGGGGCGUGACCUCCGCCCACACCCGCCUGCCCAAGCCACUGCUCAUCAAGAUCUACGUGGCCAGCCUGAAGCAGGAGUUCAACCAGGAGCGCCGAAUGCUCCUCGAGCUGGUCGGUCCCGAGCUGCAGACCCUCUACGAUGACCGACAAAUCGAGCUGGAGUUCGUGGACAUGCACUUUGGCACUGGCGUCCUGGAGAUUAACCAGCUGGAGCGGGAUCCCUAUUUGAUCGAUGACUAUCUGCACGAGAUCGACACCUGCCACGCCCACACAAAGAGUGUCUUUUUCAUGGUGCUCGUGGGCGACGGCAUUGGUCGUCAGCUCCUGCCCACCAAAGUGGAUGAGGACAUCAUCACCGCAGUCCUGGCCGAUCCACAGACCACAGCUGAUCAAGAGGCACAAAUAGUUAAGUGGUACGAAAAGGAUGAAUCUCAAUCGAAGCGGCAACUUAAGCAGGAUUAUCGAUUGCUGCCCGUGGAUGCCUGGCUUGCAGAAUCACAGCAGAUGCAGAGAUUUCUGGAGGUGGCCCUGCAAUCGCUGGUCCAUAAGGCCAGUGCAUCUGACCGAUCAGCGGAUUUUGUGGAUCGGGUUCAGCAACUUCGACGCACGCAGAUCGAAAGAGAGGUCACACAAGCCAUGGCUCUUACUAGCGAAAAAAUCUUGGCAGUUUUUCGAGAACGAGCCGCGCAGAGCAGCAAGCGUGAUGUCGAGGCUGGAGAAAGACUGCGGAAAAUCAAGGACGAGCUCACCAUGAACCUCUCAACGGAUAAUCACACAACUCUGGUGGUGCCUGGUAGUGCUGCCAGCGAGGCCAUCGAUCCGGACAACGAGGACCAUGAGUCCUACCUGAGCAAGUUCAAGAACAAGGUCACCGACAAGCUGCGCCUGCUAAUCGAGGCACACAUAACCAAUGAUCCCGACGUAAUCAAGGGGAGGAAAAAGACUGUGCAGGAAAUCUUUCACGAGCACGCCACGCACCUGCGCAUCCUGCGGGAGCACACGGACAGUGCCGCCCUGGUGGAGUCGCGGGUGCCGCAACAGCUGCGCCAGAAUCUGAUGGCCAACUUUCGGAAUGGAAGUCGGCAUGCGCCGUACUUCAUCUGCGGGGCGGACGGCAGCGGCAAGAGCGCCAUCCUGAGCCACCUCUACGUGCAGGUGGGCAGCUGGUUCGGGUCGUCCACACGCGUCCACCGGGUGAUCCGCUUUGCCAAGGCCACGCCCCGCUCCGCCUACAACCUGGAGCUGCUGCGUGUCGUGUGCCAGCAGAUCUCCAUAAUCUUCAACAUCCCGGAGGGCUAUCUGCCCAAGGACGCAUCCUUCGAUCCGCUGUACAUCAACACCUGGUUCCAGAAUCUCCUUCGGAAGGUGGAGGACAUGGCCAACGAUGUCCUGUUCCUGUUCAUCGACGACUUGCAUCUGCUGAAUCCGCUGGACUGCGAUAUUGUCACGGCCCUGUCGUGGCUGCCCACCUCGCUGCCCUGGAACGUUCAGAUCAUCUGCAGCUCCACCACGCCCGUGGAGCAGCUCAAGUUUACCCCGAUGCAGCGGGAUCGCUUCAAGUCCGCCGAGUACCAGUUCGACCUGAGUCUGGGCGACUACGCCGCCCGGCUCAAGAUUCCGACGCAGUGCAUCCCGAGUGACGUGAGCUUCGCCCUGUACGUGGAACAGCAGUUCGACCAGCUGGAGCGGCACUACGGCCGUCAGGCGGUGGGCGGACUGGCCGCCUACAUCACCUGCUCCGAGUACGGACUAAGUGAGACGGAGCUGCUGGAGCUGCUCAUGCCCACCGACGACCCGGAGUCACUCAUCGAGACUAAGAGCGGCCACUUUUCCUUUGCUACCUUCAAGAAGAUUCACCGUGAGAUGGACCUAUUGCUGCUCCUGCACGACAAGAUAAUGUCCGGCAAGGUGCUGAUCCAGUGGCGGCACAACUACUGCUCGUCGGUGGCCAAGCGGCGGUACAUGGACGUCCAGAGGACGCGCAGCCUGCACAGCGAGCUGGCCAACCUGUUCUUCCCGCAGGACGAGGACGAGAGCACGCUGGAGAACGAGUCGAAUCGCAGCGAAACGAAGUCGGUGAUCAGCCUGAAGGAGAGGGAGCGUGAGAAGGACUCGCUGUCGGCGGUGUCGGCCGUUUCCGCCGGGCGGAAGUCAUCGUCCACCCACCACAACGACGACACCUCCACCUUCUACAAUCCCAUUGCGGCGGAUGUCAGCUACAGCAUGCGGCACGUGGAGGAGAGCUGGCACCACCUGAUGCGAUCCGACGACACCACCCGGUUCAAGCAGAUCGCUGUCUGCAACUUCGACUUCCUGCUGGCGGCGGUACAAACAGUGUCGAUCAGCUACCUGCGCUGCCUGAUCGAGCACGUACGCUGUUACAUCCUGGACAGGGACAUCGAGCUGAUCUACUACACGAUCCGGAAGUCGAGCGAUGUCCUCACCCGCGACCCCAUGCAGUUGGGCUCCCAGCUGAUAUCCUGGCUGCGUCCGAUCAGCGAGCACGACGACGACGAUAACUCGCUGUUGAGCAUGACGGUCCGCUCGGCGACCGCCUGGUGCGACGGCUAUGCGGUACCGCUCCUGGUGCCGCUCACCGGCUGGCUGCCCGCCCCGCUGCCCUCGCAGAUCCGCACCAUGACGGUGUCCGGAACGGGAUGCAUCCGGGCGGUCUUUCUGGCCCCGACCAAGCAGCAUCUCAUCCUGGCCACCAGUUCCGGCGACGUGCAGCAGUGGCACAUCAUGAGCAACUCGCUGGAGCACAUCUUCAAGGGACACACUGCGGCAGUCACGUGCCUCCUGGUGGCUCCCCAGUCGGAGUCGGAGUUGCUGCUGACCGGCUCCGAGGAUGGCACAGUGCUCGUGUGGCACGUAGGGUUCCGCGAGCGACGGGCGCACAUUAACAACGCCCACACGGCUCCCAUUACGGGCGUGGCAGCUGGCGUCAAUAACACGCUCAUCAUAAGCAGCAGCGAGGAUGCAACCAUCGCCAUCACGGACCUGGCCAGCGGCAAACUGAGACAUCGCAUCACCCAUCACCGCGGGCCGGUGAGUGGGAUUUUGGUGGCCGGGGCAUGCGAUGUCCUGAUCUCGGGCAGUCACGACAGGACCAUUUGCGUUUGGAACCUGGAGAACUUCUGCCUGCUGAAUACCAUGCAGAUGACGAGUCCCGUGCUCCGCAUCGACAUUUCCUGUAAUUCGGUUUUCCUGUUGGCUUUGUGUGAGGAUAAUGCGUUGUAUGUUCGUACUUUGGCCACCGGAAAGGAGCUGCAUACUCUUAAAGGACACAAAUCGAAGAUCCGCACCAUCUCGAUCGGCAAGGAUAGUCAGCGUUGUGUGGUGGGCUGCGAUGAUACGCGGGCGUUGAUCUACGACAUGCACGCCGGUAAACUGGUAAGAUCCAUGCCCCCGAAUCCGGGACCGGUGACCGCCGUGCAUGCGAUGGACAACGACGACUUUCUGGUCACCGUCGGUGGCAACAAGAUCACCUUCUACUCGUUCCGCAACGAGGAGCUCUACGUGAAUCCCUACUCGCGUCAUCCGCGUCGCAAGCGCAGCCUAAAGCGCCAUGCGCAGGCGCAGCGAUCGCCGUCGACCACAUUGCCACCGAUCACCUGCUUCGACCUCUCCCGCGACUCCCAGCAAAUGGCCAUCGCCUCCGGCCGCAGUGUCCACCUGAUGCGGAUCAAUACGCCGGAGUACCAGUGUACGCUGGAGGGUCAUUCGGCCGGGGUUUCCUGCCUGAAGUUUGCGCCGAACGGCGAGUUCCUGGCCACCGGCUCCGAGGAUCGAUUGGUGCUCAUUUGGAACCUGGCACAGGGGGAGAUCAGCCAUUCGUUCAAGGGUCAUGCCGCACCGGUGGUCAAGGUGGUGGUCCUGAUGGACUCUCUGCGCGUUAUCUCCACGGAUCGGGACUCUCUGCUGCUCGUUUGGAUGGCCCACUCGGGCAAUCUGCUGCAGACCAUCCAAGGUCCCUACAAGAGUCUGGCCGUAACCAACAACAUGCGGUUUGCCGCCUCCACCAACGGGGACAACACCCUCAAGAUCUGGUCACUCACGCAGGAGGACGAGAAAUACUCCGUCUCGCACUCGGAUGAGAUCACCUGCUUCGAGAUCAGUGCGGAUAGUGCCCACAUCAUCAGCGGAUCGCGGGACAUGUCCUUGAAGGUGUGGCAGGCGACGGGCGGCAAGCUCAGCCAGGUGCUGGUGGGGCACAGCGAUGCCGUCACCUGCGUGGCCGUUUCGGUGACCAACAAGACCCAGGUGCUGUCCGGCUCCAAGGACAUGAAUCUCAUCAUCUGGGACCUGCUCACCGGCGAGGAGGUGCACACGCUGGCAGGACAUCUGGGUCCAGUGAUUGGUGUUAAAGUUUCGGCAGAUGGUUCCACUGCAGUUUCGGGAAGCGAUGACAAGACCCUGAUCGUUUGGGAGACCAAGCGUGGAUUGGCGCUGACCUCGCUCCAAAUGCAUGUGCCCUUCACCCACUUUGACAUCAGUUUGGAAGUGUCUCGAGUUCUGGUCCAACUGGUGGACAGCUACAAUCUCCCCGUGAUUUGUUUACACAACACCCCGGCGCAGUACGUCAAGCUGCCCACUUAUUCGGGUCCCAGUAAGGAUGUUGAAGAUCUGCGACCGCAGGGCCCCAAGCGGCAGAUGAAGCGGCUGCUGAAGAAGGAGGUCUCCUUGGACACGUACACCUGGCAGAAGAAGUACGGCCACCUGACCUCCUCGGUGAUGAUGGCCCAGGUGGACGAGCGUCUGAAGCGUCGCUUCAGCGUCUCGGCCAGCAUGGAGGAGAUCUCGAAGAUCGCCGAGACCAAGACGGGUGCCUCGCAGGCGAAUCUGGGGCCGGAGCAGGCGGCUCUGGCCCAAUCGCAGCACUUUGACCAGCUGGAGGCUCUGUGGAACAAGCGGUCGCCGCCCAGAAGGCGUCACAAUGCGGGUCUCUCGAGGCAAACCUCGCUGGUGGAGGACCGUCUCGAAUCGUCGGACGACGAUGAGUACCAGGAUGAGCGCGCAGCCACCGCCCACAGUUCGAAAACCAGUUCCCGCAGCUCACUGCUCCCAUAAACAACUGCAACCGGAACAGUAGCCACCAACGGCAGACAGCGUGAAUAAAUACUACAAAUAUGAUAAUAACCCGCAAGACAAAAAAAAAAUGUAAACCAUUUAGAUUAGUUUCCCCACUCGAUUGGCAUGUUAUCCUCCAGUGUUUUCCAAAUCGCAGCUAGUUCAACGUAUGUAGAGCACUUUGCAAGAACCCAACCACAGAACCAGAACGGCACCCCAAAAUUGACUAACCCCCCCAUCUGGCUAAUUUCGGUUAAAUUUCGUUUCUAGAUGACUUCGAUGACUUCUUUCAGUGGGGAUAGGACGUUAAGAUUAGGUAAUUAGGAUAAGAUAUCACAUUGUUAUUGCUAGGGACUAGACACACUUACCUUUCGAAAAUACGGGCAUACCUCAAAUGCAACUGCUGAAAAAAACACUUUUGAGAAUUCUACACAGUCUAUAGAGAACUCGUAAAAUAGCAUAUUUAUAACCGCAAAAGGAAAAACAACCUCUGCACGGCCAUCUGGAUGCUAUCAAGUAAGUAUGCUACCAGGUCGCAAUGACACAUAUCCCCUAGCCGAACCACUAGAGUCAUACAGUUAAUAGAGCUUAAUCAUCUUAAUUUGGCCAAUGGCCACAGCGAAAGCCUUUGCUUUGAUGUCUCGUGCAAGUAACGUUUAUUUGGCAAUUGCUAUUAGAGCUGGACGUGAACGAACGUAGAUGCCAGCAAGUAAUUCGGUGUUGGGCAUGUCACUCUAGACCGAUGCCAGUAAUACCAGAGACAAACUAAAGCACAUUCCGAAUUUGUUAUCAAUUUAUGCAGAUCAUUUCGCUUCAGGAGGAGGAGGAUACCACAAGGGAUAAGGCCUGAAGCACCAGCAGCACCAUCCAUUAAAUGGCGUACUUAUCCAAAAUGACAAUGGAAAGCAAUAACCCAUCUCCCAUUUAUCUUUGUAGAUGUAAACCAAUAAUAUAACAUAACAUAACAUAACAUAGUUAAAUCUGAUAAACCACCGUCUCAGACUUUGUAGGAACUAUAGCUUUAAGUGAGCCAAUUUCGACAUUUUAUUGUUGUAGAGUGUUUUAUGUACCUACUAGACCCGAGCUAAAUGUUGAUUGUAUUGACACAAUAACGCAAUAACUUAGAAUCUGUUUAAAUGAGAAAUGCAAAUACAAACUCUCUGAAGGGGUAAAAAGCGUAACUAUGCUUAAAAACACAAGUAAAAACAAGUGAAAACAAGAAAACAAAAACACACACCGACACAAGCACAAAGACAAAACAUUGAUGGUUAGUUAAGGAAACAAGCAAAUGUAUAUAUUUUAAGCUACCAUGUUCGCUGUAGAAUUAGUAUUACCUCGACCUCAGUUCGAAACGCACUUUUUUGGUUCACGGGCUUGCACUUCCCGCGGAUAUAACUUCAAUAACUUUCUGACAAUCAGAGGUUCUUGCCUGGAACGAAAAAAAAACAAAACAAACGAACAACCACAAAGCAAAUCUACAACUGAGAACGACAAAUGGAUAUUUCUACACCGGAUAUUUCUAUGCAUGCCACAAGUGAAACUUCGUUAAAAAUAAGCAAUUAAUGUCUAUGUAGCCUAGUGUAGUGUCCAUCUAGUGUAGCUGAGCCACGAGCAUCUCCCGAGGAAUUAUGCAUCUGGAAACGGAAA